Messenger RNA from Solanum pennellii, 630 nucleotides. RefSeq names its product hydroxymethylglutaryl-CoA synthase-like. Lineage: Eukaryota; Viridiplantae; Streptophyta; Magnoliopsida; Solanales; Solanaceae. Gene Ontology annotation, molecular function: hydroxymethylglutaryl-CoA synthase activity. Gene Ontology annotation, biological process: acetyl-CoA metabolic process. The coding region runs from base 1 to 630 and encodes 209 amino acids. The transcript has 5 exons. The record is from RefSeq and is a predicted model, not a curated record.
AUGUCGCAUGUCUAUGAUAUAUACAAGCCCAUCCUUGACAGUGAAGAUCCAGCUACAUUCAUCUUCAUUUCUGCAUUUUCAGCUCUAUUGACGAGUCUGCUAGACAAAUCCUGGCCCCAUUUGAACUCCUUAACUGGUGAUGAAAGCUACCAAAUCUUGAUGAGGUUCACUAUCAAUUGCUACCAACAAGUUGCUAAACCAUUUUACGCUGAGAAGGUGGAACCUAUUUCAUUGAUACCAAAACAAGUUGGCAACAUGUACACCGCGUCUCUCUAUGCUGCAUUUGCAUCCCUCCUUCACAAUAAGCAUAACACAUUGGCUGGUCAGCGCGUAAUCAUGUUCUCCUAUGGGAGUGGGUCAACUGCAGCAAUGUUUUCGCUAAAACUUAACGAAGAGAGGCUGCAAAAGAGAUAUGAGUACACUCCUCGCGAAUUUGACAUUUUCGUUGGACUUUAUGAGGCCAGAAGAGAGUUUGGCAUCAAAAAUGACUAUUGGUGUGAAAUGCCUGGCAGCAUUCUUCAACCAGGAGCCUACUACUUCAGAGGGGUGGUUGAUUCUGAGUAUAGAAGAGUUUAUGGUAAAAAGACUCCCGAGAUUGAACGGGAGAUAGAAGAAAUAAUCUUAGAAUAA